UUUGAGUUGUGUGUGUGUUGUUCAGCAUAUUCUGUUUUGUUUCUCCUGCUUCUUCUUCUUCUUGUUCGCAGAACUGGUUAGAGUCAUCAUGAAUGCACAUGAGGUAACCCCGCCUCCUCUUCCUGGCCUGGUGACUCAGACUGUUCCCAAAGGCAUUGACCCAGCAGAUGAAGGUGAUUUUGCAGCCUUAAUUGGAGGGAUUGUGGGCUCCACUCUGCUGCUUCUAAUCUGCAUCAUCGCAGUGCUGCUGUGGUGUUUGUCCAGACACAAAGGCUCUUACGUCACCAACGAGACGGACGACGACGAGUUGGACGACGACGAGUCUGUCGGUUCUGAUACGGCGCUCCAAAGCAGGGAACCCCUGAAGACCGAAGAGGACGAAUAAAGACAAGAAAACCUUUUCAAAUAUGAACUUCAGUUGAGUUGUUGAAGACUUUAGAGCCAAAACAAAGUAACCAAUUUCCCAAAGCUGCAAGACAUCACUGUGAUGCUUCACGGCCUGGGCACUUUAGUUCAGUGACAUUAUAGAAAACGUAUUUUUGUAGGCCAACCCAGAAGUCAGCAUCGCCAUGGGGUCUAUUGAGAAUUGUUGAUUCUUCACAAAUGUACACUACUUGUUUGAAGCGUUAUUGGACCCGACAGAAGUAAAAAACUAACAUUAUGCUAAAGCUAACUCACUACCGUUAGCUUCAGACACCCUCCGACAAGCUAACCAGCCGUUUGACAAGCUAACAAACACGUAGCCCAAUAAAUUGUUUAUUAACACGAUUUACAAUCCCAAAGAAACCCAUUCAAAAUCCUCAUUGAGUUUGAGAGGAGAGACGCCAGGGAGCUAACUUGCUAACUGACUUCCUAUUUUAAGAGCUCAUUCCUUUGGAGACCUGUAGAACCUGAUAAUGUAAUAAAUUCCUGUUAAUGUAAUACUUUAUUACAUUAUUGGUAAAAAGUUCAUUACAUUAUUGGGAAAUGCACUUUAUUACAUUAUCGGGAAGUUAUUACAUUAUCAGGUUUUAUUAAAUUUUCAAUGGACUCAAGUGCAGAUUUUUAUUACAUUAACGGGAAUUUAUUACAUUAUCAGGUUCUACAAGCCUUAUUCAUGAAAUUUGUGCAUCAAACUUGAAUUAUGAGUACAAGUCCUUUAGUUUUCCUUAAUGCUGUCACACUAAGGGUCUGGGUGAUCCCACCAGCACAUCCUGAGAGCAAAAUUUAAUUCUGAGAAAUUGACAGUCUGCAGGAGGUUUGUGCUUUUUGUUGAAUUGAUAGCUCAUGAAAAUUUUGCAGCUAAAAAGAACUUGUAACACUUUGAGGAAAUAACACGAUACAUUUAAAUAGCACUUCCUGUUGAAGUCCUGUUGAAGGCUUUUUAUCUGUGAUUCACCACUCUGGUUUUUAAAAUAUUUUAAGUGACUCUGACAAACAUACACAACAAACUGUUAUGAAUCAGCUGUGAGGAACAAUCUAUAUGUGAAGAGUUUAUUUUUCAACCCAAGAUCAUGCUUUUUCUUUAUUUUUUACUGCUGCAGUUACUAUUUUCUAUUCUUUUUAAUAGAUAAAUAGACAGAAAGGAUGUUUAGAAUAGAGGUGAAAAGACUUUUUAAAGUUGAGAUGAAGAAGGGAAAGAAAGGCAAUGCAAUAAUUUAUUAAAAAGAUGGAACUGACUGUUUGUGAAACUUUGUUUACUUAUUAAAAUCUCUUCUUUCACAUAUAAGAAUAAAUUUUACACUUUUUGACACAAUGUAGUUGUUUUGGU
Centropristis striata (black sea bass) is the source of this 1750-nucleotide messenger RNA. Its product is annotated as glycophorin-C-like. NCBI's taxonomy places the organism in Eukaryota, Metazoa, Chordata, Actinopteri, Perciformes, Serranidae. The record is from RefSeq and is a predicted model, not a curated record. The coding region runs from base 89 to 385 and encodes 98 amino acids. The transcript is spliced from 4 exons.